Gigantopelta aegis is the source of this 2884-nucleotide messenger RNA. RefSeq lists its product as uncharacterized. Lineage: Eukaryota; Metazoa; Mollusca; Gastropoda; Neomphalida; Peltospiridae. Bases 840 to 1949 code for a protein of 369 amino acids. The transcript has 2 exons. The record is from RefSeq and is a predicted model, not a curated record.
GUAUACCAUGCUAACUACAUGAGAUGCACACAUUUUGUACACGUGUUUAUCCACAAAUCAGAUCUACGGAUUCAACAGUGUAUGUGUGUUCUCCUGAAAGUGAUAAAAUUGGAGUUUAUUUAUAGUGCGUCCCUAAAACCCCAUUGUAAAUGGGCUGAAUGCGAUAUGCAGUACAUUUAAACACGACAAUGUAUUGUAGAGCGAUGUUUUGUACGCACUAUUUCAUUACGUUGUUUUGUGACUACCACACAGAACUGCCUCACUGUAUGACUCUCACCUGCGCCAAUGAUAAAAAAAAAAAAAAAAAAAUUUCAGUGUCUACUCGAGAACAUGAAUUAAAGGAAAGCGCAUGGCCUAAACCGUGAGAUAGUGAACGCACUGACAAAGGCGGGUCGACAAUUACUUGUUUACCGUGAAUAGUGAAUCCGUAACGCGGACAAGUGAAAACAUGGCGUCGUUUUGUUGUCGCGGCGCUCAGUUCGCUUGUAACGACUUUAUAUCCACCUGCAGAGUGGGGCUUCACAUUUCAAACAUCAUCGGGGGAGUUGCCUGGGCACCACGCUGUUGGGUGUGUGUCGUGUCACGCGUUACAUUCGUCUGCUGUGGGUAGAAAUAUGUCGCCGAAUGUGAAACCACUGACACUGUAAUCUACUCUGAUGUCGUCGUUUUCAGUUACCAACAUAUUUAGCUCUUUUGGAUUCCUUGUCACGGGUGGCUGACCCCGGUAUCCAACAAGCUGUGACUGACUCCGUGCUUUGAUCGUCUGUAACGGGUUCUGUUUGUCACACACAGUUACAAGAGAAAGACACAGGACGUCAGUGCUGGACGUUGUUACGAACAUGCAGGGCUGUCCACAGUCUGUUAAAGUGGACGUGGAAGUGUCUUCUUUCGGGAAGGGUUAUUCGUCCCCCACGAACCCGGGGGAGAGGGUAUCGUGCGUGUGGAGCGAGCACGUGAUGUCGCUGUCGGAGAUCCUUGGAGAGAAGCGCCUUCCCGUCAUCGUGGAGAUGUCGCACGAUGACGUCGUGCCGUCGUGCUCCGUGACGGGCUUCAGCCUCCAGCAGCCCAUGCUGUUGUUCAGAGAGGUCCUCAUCCCCAAGGUGUUCGCCAGGAACGUCGUGUGCGAGCAGCGGAAGGGACAGCCCGCCAGUUUCAAGGACGUCGGACCCUACGUCGUCGUCCCCGUCGACUACCCAGGCCUUUUCCGCCUCGUCGAAGACUCAGAACCUAACGACUGCAGUGUCACCAGCGUGGCGAACAUCGCCAGAAUAAUGCCGGCCUCCUUCCUCUCAAUGACCAGUGUGAAGGGCUACGUGUUCCUCAAGCGGCGGAACCACACGAUUGUCUACGAAAAGAAAGACAUCAUUCCGUGUUUCUUUCAGGUGCACAACAUCCACGAAGACUACGUUACCUACGUCAACAGCCGAAAGAAAGAAAAGCGGAAGUUGAUGUUGUGUCUGCGGUGCGCCGUGGACGGAGGAGAAAAAGAAGUACUACUUCCGUACGAGACAUUGGGCACCUUUUAUGUCGUGGAUCGGCGGAAAGGAAUUUCCAAAUUCAACAUCGACGAAGAUUCUUGUCUGCACAGAAUCACAGAAUUCGUGCCUUUGUUGGAGAAGAAUGACGUCACAAGAGUGAAGCUAGUCACGGGGGACCCGCCCUCGCAGGAGUGCCACUUCACGGGAUUGCUCAGACUGUGUCACGUGGUUCAGGAACACACAGUGAUUGCGUGCACUGUUAGUUCCAAGGCACCAACCAUCUUCGAACUGUCCGUCCGACCACACCCUCAGUUCCGCGUGGCCUUCAACACGGCUGAUGGUCAGAGCGAGCGCGUGCUCAACGACUGUCUGGUGUUCAUGAAACACUCGUUUCUCAAUUUCACGCGAGAGAUGAAAGUGAGGCGGGAUUACGAAAUAGAGAAGAAGGAUUUGAGAGAAAACAGUUACUGACGAAAAGUGACGGACAACUGUAGGUUCCGACUCGUUUCUCAUACAGCUUUUCUUAGGGCGAAUUAAGAUUUAUUUCAGACAGUUCAGCAUCGUCUUUUAUCUUAAUUAAGGUUCUCGAUAAAUCCAGGGUUAUUUUUAUCUGAAUUGGAAUUCUUUUAUGAAAAUUGUGGUUUUUAUCUGACUUCAAAUUGUCUUUGGUUAAUUAGAAUAUUUUUUAAUGAAUUUAAAUUCGUCUCAGUACAUUCAAGACUGUAAUUAAUUCGAAUUAUGUUUCUAAAAAAGUCAGAUGUUUAUCUGAAUUUAAGAUUUACUUCAGUAAAUUCAUGUUUUUAUUCAAAUGUAAGAUUCACUUCAGUCAAUUCAUGUUUUUAUUCAAAUGUAAGAUUCACUUCAGUCAAUUCAUGUUUUUAUUCAAAUGUAAGAUUCACCUCAGUCAAUUCAUGUUUUUAUUCAAAUAUAAGAUUCGCCCCAGUAAAUUCAUGUUUUUAUUCAAAUGUAAGAUUGACCUCCGUAAAUUCAUCUUUUUAUUCAAAUGUAAGAUUCACACCAGUAAAUUCAUGUUUUUAUUCAAAUGUAAGAUUCAUCUCAGUAAAUUAAUGUUUUUAUUCAAAUGUAAGAUUCCCACGAAGAAAUUCGUGUUUUUAUUCAAAUGUAAGAUUCAUCUCAGUAAAUUCAUGUUUUUAUUCAAAUGUAAGAUUCACCUCAGUAAAUUCAUGUUUUUAUUCAAAUGUAAGAUUCACCUCAGUAAAUUCAUGUUUUUAUUCAAAUGUAAGAUUCACCUCAGUAAAUUCAUCUUUUUAUUCAAAUGUAAGAUUCACACCAGUAAAUUCAUGUUUUUAUUCAAAUGUAAGAUUCACCUCAGUAAAUUCAUGUUUUUAUUCAAAUGUAAGAUUCACACCAGUAAAUUCAUGUUUUUAUUCAAAUGUAAGAUUCAC